AUGGAACAAGUCCAUGGCGUCGACGUCAGUUGGAUGACGCAGGGCUCACCAAAAGACAAAUUCAACAAGGCUGCCUUUACGCCCAUCAAGUCUCCCGUUGCUACUGUACAGCCACGAAGUGUCCCCCACGGUUCCCCGCCCAAGCUGAGCCCUUCAUCAACCGCUGAAAAGGUUGAGGUCAAGCAUGAACCCAAGAUCGAGACCAACGGGAAGCCAAAUGGCCGCACAGAGCCAAUUCCUCCCAACAGCUCCAGCGCGACACCGCCUCACCGUCGCAAUUCGUGGUUCUCCAACAUUUCAGCCAAAUUCUCAGGCGCCGUCCCUCAGCCAAACGGACAGCCUCAGCAGCCCAUAAACCACCAGCAGCCACCUGCACAACAGCAUCAGCCGGCGCCUCCAACAGCAAACGCAGAACCCAUUGUCCCCAAAAUUACACCGACAAAGAACGCUGUUCUCCAGCAUGGGCUGAAGCCAGAAGGCGAUGAGCCUUACACGCCGGCUCCUCCGAGAUCGGGCCAGGCCGGACUACUUGGCGUUUUUCGGCGACUUUCUUCUUCAUCAGGAGGCAAUAGUGGCCCUCUCGGCGCCGCCGGCAAGAUCAAUCAUGGAUUGGUCGAACGCCGGAUAUUGAAUGUCGAUCGGGAUCGAGACAGGUGUCCGAUCACGGAACUCAAGGAUAACAAGCUGAGACGAGUCUCUUUCUUCGUCGAUGUCGAGAUUGCGCCUAUGCCAAAGUAUGCCGAACCCGAAGCAGACACCAACUCCGUCGACCUCGCCCAAAAGAAGAAACUGAGUGAGAAGGGCGAGGGUGAGGCAUUGAAAAACCCAAAGGUUGCCGAAGCGCAGAAAGAGGCUUCCUCUUCGUCAACUGAAAGUAACGGCACAAAGAGAGCGGAUAGUCCAGACGAACAAAAAGCAGCACCAAAGGACACGACAAGAAAGAAGGAAAAGAAGAAGCGAAGUGAAGAGGAGCGCAAAGCCAGAAAAGAAAAAAGGCGGCGGCUCGCCGAAGAGAGCGGGGCCAUCCCUAUAGAGAUUCACUAUGACAGCAGCGAUUCCGCCGAGCUCAAUGGCAACGGAACCCCAAAGACGAGUACUUCCCCCACGAUAAACCCGGUUAGAAUCUAUCGAAGAUGCUGCCAGCUUCGCGAAACGCCCAUCCUGAAGAAGAUUACCGAGCAGCUGAGCGACCCUACCAACGCUUCGGCCGAUGGCGUUGUCAACAAGAUCGACCUGACGGGCUAUUUCAUGCAGCUGCAGGAUCUCAUUACCUUGGGAGACUACCUUGCCGUCGUGCCCGUGAAGGAGAUUAUUUUGCAAAACAGCGGGCUCACCGAUGAAGGCGUUAGGGUCAUUCUUGCCGGCCUAUUAGCAGCGAAGCACUCCGAAAUGGCUAGACGCAGGAAGGCCAAGCAUGCUCACGAGGAAUCAGGCGGAGUGGUGGAAAGAGUUGUGUUGAAAGAAAACAAGCUGGGCCCGGACGGCUGGAAGCACAUUUCGCUCUUCAUCUACAAGUGCCGGACGCUCAAGUACCUCGAUCUCUCUAGCAUUCCCUUUCCUCGCCAAGCGUCCUGCAACACCAACGGCGCUCUUCAGAAUGGCGUCCAUAUUCCUCUUACCAUUGCCGACAUCUUCGCCAAGGCACUCGCAGACCGCCCAGCGGGAGCAGCCCUCGAGAUGCUUAGCAUUGGUGAGACCGAGCCGAGCAUGGUGCAGUUGGGCAAAAUUAUCGACGGAGUCAUCAAAUGUGGCAUCAAACGACUCAGUACUGCUCGCAAUCCACUCGACGGGGAUGGUGUUGCGCACGUGGUGAGAUAUCUCGAGUCUGGGAAAUGCGAAGGACUCGACCUAGGCGGCAUCGAUCUCAGGGAACACAUGGACACCCUUGCCGCCUCCAUCAAGGAGACUGAUCCGCUAUGGGCACUGAGCAUAUCCGAUUGCAACCUGACCCCUUCGUCUCUCUGCAAAAUGCUACCUAUUCUGUCCAAGCUGAGCAACCUCGUCUUCAUUGACCUUUCACACAACCAUGACCUUUUCCAAUCUACGCCGAGCGCCGUUGGUCUACUUCGAAGAUAUCUACCCAAAAUGCAGACUCUCAAGAGGUUGCAUCUUUCAGACGUCAACAUGACCUCUGAGCAAGCCAUUGCGAUAGUUGAAAUCGUACCCGAGGCACGCCAUCUUUGCCAUCUUAGCCUGCUCGGAAACGCAGACAUUGUGGCCCUAGCUAGCGCCAAGACCGAAGAAGCCCAAGAAGAAGCUUGCGCUCUGUAUGCGUCACUGAUGGCUGCUACUAGGCUGUCCAGGAGCAUGAUAUGUGUGGAUAUUGAAGUUCCUAACGAAGAGGCUGGCGAAAUUGUCAAAGCUAUGGCAAAGCAGGUUGUGGCUUACUGCCUACAGAACAUUGAGCACAUGCAUGAUGCGGAGAUUAACAAGGCAGUGGCUACGGCUCUUGCCGAGGCCAAGGGAGAGACUGUCGAUACCAGAGCGCCAGGGUAUCCAGAUGUGCUGGCGCAUCUCGUCGGCAAUGACGUCCUUGUGCAUGACGAUAUCGAGGAUGAUGGCUCAGGGCCAGACGAGGACUACGUCAUCGGUGGUACAGGCGUGGUCAAGGCGCUUGCGUGCUGCCUCAAGAACCGCGGCGAUGAAUCCCGCCGGGCGUCUGGGGAAUUCUUCCGCGAGAUGAAUGCGGCAGAAGAGGAGCCUUUUGUCGGACCCAGACUCCCCACUGGCGGCAAGGCCAAGGACUUGUCGAAGCACCUGUUGGCUGGUGCUCGCAAGAUCAGACUUCGUCUGCAGCCGGCACUGACCAAGGCCAGGGCAAACCCAGGCGACGAGCUCAACUUGCGGAAGCUAAAUUUCCUGGACGAUACGCUGCAGGGUAUCAUCAAACGAUUCGAGGACGAGUAUCCCGAUACUCGCGAGGACACAGAGGAGGCGGUUACCAAGGCGCCGGCAUCCCAGACGGAGACGGAGAUACUCUCAUCGUCGCCGCCAACCUUGGAGGAUGCCGUGGCAGGCGGGUCGGACGCCGAAGACGAGGCCGAGCCACACACGCUCUCACGAUCCAACUCGAUACUGGGCAAGAAGCUGGCGGAAGAAGAGGGACGUGUACAUCGUGCCGGCCACAGGUUCCGAUCUGGAUUCACCGAUCAUAUUGAUCUGCUCUCGACGCUUGACGACGUGGAGAACGACCCCAAGCAUGUACAUGUGUUUGGCGAGCUCGCCGAAGACGUUGGCGGUGAAUUUCUGGAGUUGGCCAAGAAGAAGGGCGCUGUUCAAGCCUUUAAAGAGGACAGGGAGAUGCUGUUUUCAGCGUUGAAAGACAGCGACCCUGAAUACUGGGAGCGCUUCGUCGAAGCGCAGGGCAAGGCUCGUGCCAACAUCAAACUGCCGGCCGAUGAGAAGAAUGAAGAGAGACUACGACAGGCUCAGGCAGACGAGAGCGCCAUUGCCGACUAA
Molecule: messenger RNA, 3459 nt
Organism: Trichoderma breve
Lineage: Eukaryota; Fungi; Ascomycota; Sordariomycetes; Hypocreales; Hypocreaceae
Exons: 5
Coding region: 1-3459 (1152 amino acids)
Biological process (GO): activation of GTPase activity; nucleocytoplasmic transport
Cellular component (GO): perinuclear region of cytoplasm; nucleus; cytosol
Molecular function (GO): small GTPase binding; GTPase activator activity
Source: RefSeq, a predicted model, not a curated record